Verruconis gallopava is the source of this 1895-nucleotide messenger RNA. Its product is annotated as nuclear cap-binding protein subunit 2. Gene Ontology annotation, biological process: mRNA cis splicing, via spliceosome. NCBI's taxonomy places the organism in Eukaryota, Fungi, Ascomycota, Dothideomycetes, Venturiales, Sympoventuriaceae. The record is from RefSeq and is a predicted model, not a curated record. The coding region runs from base 22 to 588 and encodes 188 amino acids. Gene Ontology annotation, cellular component: nuclear cap binding complex. Gene Ontology annotation, molecular function: RNA cap binding. The transcript is spliced from 3 exons.
CGCAAUCACUGCAAGUUCACGAUGCCGCCAUUUCGCACAGGCACAAUAGAACGGCUAGAUAAGCCGUCAUCCUACACAGCUAGCAAGAACCGCAAAAGAAAGCGCAACCAGGAACGUGAGCGGAGACGCGAGUCUGGCGCGAACGGUACGGGUGACGAUGCGGAGCGCGACGAGGCGAACAGGGCGAAUAGAAGUCCAAGUCCUGAGGACAAGCUGAAGGACGCGACGACGCUCUAUGUUGGUAAUCUGAGCUUUUACACCACGGAGGAGCAGAUUCAUGAACUCUUUUCCAAAUGCGGAGAGAUCAAGCGUUUGGUAAUGGGCUUGGACCGCUUCCAGAAGACUCCGUGCGGCUUUUGUUUCGUCGAAUACUAUACUCACCAGGAUGCGUUGGACUGCAUGAAGUACAUUGGCGGUACGAAACUCGACGAACGCAUCAUCAGAACCGACCUUGACGAGGGUUUCGUGGAAGGACGUCAAUACGGUCGUGGCAAGAGUGGUGGCCAGGUAAGAGACGAGUAUAGAGAAGAGUUCGAUCCGGGCCGAGGUGGCUAUGGACGAGCAUUCGGACGUGAUAAUGAAAUUUAGGGCCUUAAGUUUAAAAGGCAAAUGGGAUAAUUUGAAACAAGGCCGAUGACAGCAUGCAUGAAAUGGUGUCUUGGGCGCAGAACUUGGGCGAGCGAUGACAUUCCACCUGUUCCUUGUACUUGACUGGAGCAUAAUCAGGAGCCCGUCCGCCGAUGUACGUAAAAGCGAUCGAUACCCUCAAAAAUAUAACAAAUUCUAGGUUCAAAAUGCACUGUCUAAACGCGCAUGUCUCGAUGAUGCACAGUGCGGACUCAUCCGACCGUUCUAUACCCUCCUCAUCUCUAUGCUUUUCAAGACCUCACCAAGCCACCACACAUGUAUCCUCUUAUCAUCAGCUAGCUCUGGGUGGAAGCUUGUGCCGAAGCAAUUGCCCUGACGCACUGCAACAAUAUCUCCGUCGUCUCCAACCUCCUCUGCUAAAACGCCUUUCUCGUUCAGUGUUCUUGCCCUUCCGGGCAAGCGACACAUAACCUCCACUUCAGCGCUCAUCCUCUUUUCGGCCGCCUCAUUCUGUGGCGUCUUGCUCGGUGCUACGACCGUCUUCUCUCUCGCUGCUUCGCCACUCUGUAUACCGGUGACAUGUGGCAGAAUUUUCUCCACGACGGGUGCGCGUAUGAACACGCUUCUGAAGGGCUUUCUUGGUUCGCUGAGGAAAGGCAUGACAAGGUCGGCCUCGAAGCUCUCGACUUGGCGCCCGAAGUGAUUCCUGUUUAUACGGACGUCCAAGCCGCCGAUGAGCUCUUGCCCUCCCUUUUUGGUCCUGUUUGCGCUCUCGCUAAGAAGAAUCAAACCCGCGCAUGUCCCCCACACGGGCUUGCGGAGCACUUUGACAAAGGUGCGUAGAGGCUCCAGCAUCGAACUGCGCUCGGCGACGAGGGAGAUGGCCGUGCUCUCGCCUCCGGGUAUGAUCAGAGCAUCGCACUGGUCCAGUUCGCUCGGCGUGCGGACUUCAAUGAUUUUCCAACGUACGUACGUGAAAGAUGCGGCGGCGGCGCGGAGGAGCUGAACGUGCUCGCUAAAAGCGCCUUGAAGGGCGAGCACGCCGACUGUGACCGACAGGACUGGUUGUGACAGUGUCAUUGCAUAGCGAGAGGAUUUGGGAUCACAAAGCGCAGUCUUUCUUAAAGGACCAAGAUUCGAGUCACGGCUGGACAUGGAUAUACGCGGAAGAGACACUGACUUAUCUUUUUGAUCGCCCGAUUACGGAGACUUGAGUCGACGGCGAUUACCGCACGGUUCAGGAACGUCCUGAAUUGGAUCACGUAACAAGAGCGACGGUCGAGCCACAAUUAGCUUGUAUACUUACU